Scheffersomyces amazonensis is the source of this 1593-nucleotide messenger RNA. It is a transcript of the gene MSK1, whose product is annotated as lysine--tRNA ligase. Gene Ontology annotation, biological process: mitochondrial lysyl-tRNA aminoacylation. Gene Ontology annotation, cellular component: mitochondrion; cytoplasm. NCBI's taxonomy places the organism in Eukaryota, Fungi, Ascomycota, Pichiomycetes, Serinales, Debaryomycetaceae. The coding region runs from base 1 to 1593 and encodes 530 amino acids. Gene Ontology annotation, molecular function: tRNA binding; lysine-tRNA ligase activity; ATP binding. The record is from RefSeq and is a predicted model, not a curated record. The transcript is spliced from 2 exons.
AUGCUUGAUGAACAUUCUCCCAAGCAAUACCCGUGUAGCAAUCAAGGACUAGGUUAUGACAAGAGGAAGCCUCAAAUAUCGCAGGACCCAUCAAAAUACUAUCCCACAUUAAAUGCCAUUAGAAAUAAAUUUAAUGGUAGUGUCAUAAGAAUAGGAGACUUUCGAAGUAAAUUCGAGGGGUAUGAUUUCAAUAUUCACGAUAAGAAAUUGUUUGAUACUAAUAAAUUUAUUGUAGAAGGUAGAAUAGAAUCUGUACGAAAAUCAGGGAAAUCAUUAUAUUUCAUUGAUGUAGUUCAAGAUGAUAUUCAACUACAAUUUAUGGUGAAUAAGAAUAUGAUGGGAAUAAGUUCAAAUGAAGAGUUUGAUAAUUUACAUGGAGAUUUUAAAAAGGGAGAUUAUGUUUUAGGGUAUGGAUAUGCCUCUAUUACCAAUGUAGGAGAAUUAACUUUAAAAUUAUGUAAACCAUUGGAGAUGUUAACUCCAUGUUUGACCAAUAUUCCUAACAGAUUAGAGGAUAAAGGGAUAAUUAAUUCCAAUAGAGUCUUAAACUAUCUUGUAAAUCCCAAAUCAUCAAAAUUACCAAUAUUAAUUAAAUCAUGGAUCAUGCAAUCAAUUCGACAAUUUUUACUUAAUCGACAAUUUAUUGAAGUUCAAACACCAAUAUUAAGUGGAUUUGGUACAGGAGCCAAUGCUGAACCAUUUGUAACUGAAGUUAAUGCAUUAUCAGGAGAAUUAGCUCAAUUAAGAGUAGCUCCUGAAUUAUGGUUAAAGAAAUUAAUUAUUAGUGGAUUCCCCAAGAUAUUUGAAAUUGGGAAUAAUUUCCGUAAUGAAGGAAUUGAUAGUACUCAUAAUCCCGAAUUUACUAGUUGUGAAUUUUAUCAAACAUUUAUUAAUUUAGAAGAUUUGAUAAAGAUUACUGAAGAUAUGAUUAAAUAUAUUUAUAAUGAUUUAAAUAGCAAAUGUGAUUUACGAAAGGAUUUAAGACCUUUAAUAGAGAGAGAAGAAUAUCCUAAAUUUGAAUUCAUUACUACAUUAGAAAGUAAGACUGGGAUUAAAUUACCCAAUGAGUUAACUUCUGAUAAUUUAAUUGAUUAUUUCAAGCAAAUAGGAUUAUCAAUACCUCUAAAUAAAGCACCUGCUAAUUUAUUAGAUAUAUUAUCUUCAAGAUAUUUGGAAUCUAUUAGUAUGGAAGAACAGUAUAAGAAUGUUCCAAUCUUUGUAUAUAAUCAGCCUGCUGUAUUAUCACCAUUAGCUAAAUCAGGAUUCAUAAAGUAUGAUGAUAGACAAUAUGAUAUAUCGCAUCGAUUUGAAAUGUUCAUUAAUGGGAAAGAGUAUGUCAAUGCUUAUGAAGAAGAAAAUAGUCCCUUUGAACAAGAAUCUAAAUUCCGAUUACAGGAAACAGCCAAGGCACAAUAUAUGGAUAACGAAAUGUUAAUUCCUGAUUGGAAAUAUAUUGAAAGUAUGCAAUUGGGACUUCCACCUACUGGAGGAUGGGGAUGUGGAAUUGAUAGAUUAUCGAUGUUAUUUAGUGGAGUUGAAAGAAUUGAUGAGGUAUUACCAUUUGGGAAUUUACGAGAUGUCAAGAGACAGUAA